Danio rerio (zebrafish) is the source of this 2517-nucleotide messenger RNA. The record is from RefSeq and is a predicted model, not a curated record. Lineage: Eukaryota; Metazoa; Chordata; Actinopteri; Cypriniformes; Danionidae.
CGAGAUGCGCUCCGUUUAUAUCGAUGUUCACACGGGUAUAGAGAGGCGCGCGGCUCGCUGCGGACACAUCGCUCUCUGGACGCUCUGCACAUCACGGGAAAGCCUAGAACGGAGAGUUAUGAGAAAGUAGACGAUCUAAAAGAGCACAUUAGGAAUUUUAAGUUCAAUGACCACUAUGGCCGUUCCCGCGACUCUUCCGGUUCACUCUGGGACUUCUGCGGUGUCCGGUAAACUCUUCAGGACCGAGCCGUUCUUCUCGAGUCCCGCUGAGGCUCCGCGUAUCAUCAACUCGCUGCCGAGCGGUGGGACCACAAACGAGUGCAAGAUCGUGGAGGUUCACGGGGUUAAAGUGGCGUCUUUCAGUGUUGAUGGGCAGGAGCUUAUUUGUCUCCCUCAAGUAUUUGACCUUUUCCUGAAGCACCUGGUGGGCGGACUGCACACCGUGUACACUAAACUCAAACGCUUGGAUAUAAACCCAGUGGUGUGCACCGUGGAGCAGGUGCGCGUGCUGCGCGGACUCGGUGCCAUCCAGCCCGGAGUGAACCGCUGCAAACUCAUUUCCAGAAAAGAUUUCGAAGCGCUGUACAACGACUGCACCAACGCAAGCUCUCGUCCAGGACGCCCACCUAAGCGCUCCUAUGGGGCCAGUGUUCAAGAAAGCCCCAGAAUCCUCCACCACAGAGCAAACCUCCUGUCUCCAGCCCUGCUUUCACCCACAGGUUUAACAACAGCAGCUAUGGCUGAAGCUUUAAAGAUACAGAAGAUGAAGAUGAUGAUGAACCUGCACAAGACUCACAAUGGCUCCGAAUUCGAUUCAGAUGAGCUGAACUCUAACGCCGGUACAGUAUGCAGCACCCUGUCCUGGGAGAGAGAGAAACAUUCAUCACCUGCUUCAGAGAAAACCCAGCACAGCUUGAACAACUCACAGCUCAACUCUCUCCAACACACCCAUCUACUGGCCAACAGACUAGAGCUGCCCUUCAUGAUGAUGCCCCACCCUCUGCUUCCUGUUGGACUUCCUCCUGCCUCUGUUGCCAUGGCAAUGAACCAGAUGAACCACCUUAAUACAAUUGCCAACAUGGUUGCCAGCGCACAGGUGCACAGCCCCGUCUCCAGGCCGACAUCUGCCAUCAAGGAACGUUUUGAAGAAAGCCCCUCUCUGACUCCAUCUGUAGAGGGGAUUGUUUCUCAAAAAACCGAACCUUCACCACAACAAAGCAGUUCGGUUCCCAGUAGCCCCACACACCCUUACACACAUUCUCCUCUAAAAACAGCAUAUGACGCUCAUGAUGAACAAAGGGAGACUGAUUCAGCUCUGCAUGUGAACAGACUUUCCAACGACAGGGUUGAGCAGAAUGCAGUGAAGCCAGCAUUGUUUGAGAAGGUUCCAGCUCAGACGUUUCCCUCAGGCUUUCCUGCUUCUCUCCUGUUCACUGACGGCCUUUCCUCUGUCGAGACGCUGCUCACUAAUGUUCAGGGUCUGCUGAAGGUGGCUCUGGAAAACGCACGUCUGCAAGAGAAGCAGCUUCAGCAGGAGAGGAGAGAGCUCAAGAUGGAGCUGUACAGAGAGAGAGAGAUGAGAGAGAGUCUGGAGAGACAGCUCACCUCAGAGCUACGCACUCGAGCCACCAUUCAGAGACGUCUGAAGAAGGAGAAGAAGGCAAAGAGGAGGUUACAGGAGGCGCUGGAGUACGAGUCCAAGAGGAGAGGACAAAUAGAGCAGGCUUUACAGCAGGCCACUUCAUCAGACUCUCUAACACACGAUCCAAUCAGUCUGGAGAUGGAGACAGAGCGAUGCCGCAGCCCAGAGGACAACUGCUUGUUACAAGAAAGCAGAACAUAUACGAAAAAUCCAAUCAUAUACUAAGAUGACGUGAACUCCCAGCGAGAGAAUAAGGAAAUUUUCCAUAUCAUGAAUGACCCCUACAAUCAACUUCCUGAAUAAAGUUUUCAAUGAAGAGAGGACUUGAACAUGAGCUUCAGAUCUUCAAUCGAAUGCUCCAACCACUCUUUUUCUCAUCCUCACAACAUUCCAGGUUCCUCAACUGUUGUUUUUAUUCACCUAGAUUGUGCUUAAUUCCCUGUUUUGCUGUGUGGAGAGCACUGCUGGCAUUCUGUAACUGGUUUUAAACAGUGUUUUUUUUUAAAUGAUGUCAUGACUUUAUCCCUUCAGGACAGUGACCUUCAGUCUAAAGCCCUCACGAAGGAGCUGAUGAAAAUGUAAGAAAAAGAAAGGAAAAGAGAUUUGGCUUGUGUUUCAUUCUUGUUGAAAGACUCUGAAGAGUGUGGAAUGUUACAUUUUCUUGCUUUUCUCUCAUAUGACCAUCUUCUGAUUCUUCGGUCCAUUUAUUAGCUCAGUUUAGCUUCUUGAUACUGUUCACCAGUUUGUAUGUGGUAGUUUUCUUUUGUAAAACCUUACAUUGUUUUAUUGGCUUUCAGUCAGAAGGGAAAGCUACUGAAUGUGUUUGUUCUGUAUUUGAAACAUUCCUAAUGAAAAAUACAGUAUUACCAACCAUU